CAUGGAGGGGCAAAAGCAUUAUUUGCUUGACUUGCUUAAAAAAAAAAGGGAAAGUCAGAAAAAAAGAAAAUCCCAUUCCAUGUUUCACAGAUGAAAAAAAGCCGUCCUGCUUUACCAUACCGCACGCGCACGCAAUUACUGUACUCAGGGGUCCAAGAUUCGUAUAAUUUUCAACCGAGCCAGUAGCAUUAGGUUUACAAACAGGCAAACACCUCGACGAAUUUAGACGACAUCUGACCGUUUCGUCGUACAUGCUGUGGACCGACGAGGCAGGCGUAGCUAGCUGAAAGCGUGCUCUGUUACUCGUUGCUCCUCGCAAGUGGCACCACACCAACAGAGUCUAUUAGCAAUCAAUCAAGCGACUACAUCCGCUCGCUUCCUUGGCUGCAUACCCAACAACUAACUUGCACUCGAACGAUUCCGUCUUGCCCGUUGGUUGUUUUUGCUUUUUGCUUUUAAUUACACAAGAAGAAGAGCAUCCGCCCCCUCCCCUCUCUCUAUUUUGCGGGAAGCCGACUCUUUGAUACACCAAGUCUGCCUUUACUUUUACCACGUACACGACAAAGCCGGAGGUCACCGCUUUAUCCGUUUCAACUUUCGGGAACUGCCACACAAGCCCGGGCAGCCCAUCACAAUAUUUAAUUGGAGCAUCUGAAAGCAGCGAGCGCCAUCGACGUUGCGGCGCACAUCCACCAUGGCAAAGCCCCGCCUCAUCAUUCUUAUCAGGCACGCUCAGUCGGAAGGAAACAAGAAGCGCGAGAUACACCAGACGAUUCCCGACCACCGUGUGAAACUGACCCAGGAUGGCUGGCAGCAAGCCUACGAAGCCGGACGUCGCCUGCGUUCCUUGCUGCGCGCCGAUGACACGCUACAAUUCUUCACCUCCCCCUAUCGCCGAACCCGAGAAACUACCGAGGGCAUCCUAGCCACUCUGACCGCCGACGAGCCCGACCCGUCACCCUUCAAGCGGGAGAAGAUCAAGGUGUACGAGGAGCCGAGGCUACGCGAGCAGGACUUUGGCAACUUCCAGCCAUGUAGCGCCGAAAUGGAGCGCAUGUGGCAGGAGCGCGCCGACUAUGGCCACUUCUUCUACCGCAUCCCAAACGGCGAGAGUGCUGCAGACGCCUACGACCGUGUCAGCGGUUUCAACGAGAGCUUGUGGCGCCAGUUUGGCGAUGAAGACUUCGCGAGCGUCUGUGUCCUCGUGACUCACGGUCUCAUGUCACGAGUCUUCCUCAUGAAAUGGUACCACUUUAGCGUCGAGUACUUUGAGGAUCUACGCAAUGUGAACCACUGCGAGUUUCUCAUCAUGCGCCAGAGAGAAGGCACUGGAAAGUACGACCUCGAGAACAAGCUUCGAACCUGGUCGGAGCUGCGUAGAGAGCGUGCUCAGCACCAGAAGGAAAAGGAGAAGGAGAGGGUGGAGGCGAAAGAUGCCACAAGUGGCAGCGCUGUAGUCGCGGCCAGGAGCAUCAACGGCAGCACUAGCGUCAAGUCUACGGCACCAUCGUCCUCAACCACAUCACCUCGCCGUUGGGGCGGGUGCCCGGACGGCUGCAACCACGACAAAAACUUCAAGAUCCGAUCAGCAUUGGCAGACCUCAUCCAGCAGGACGGCACCAACGUGUACGAUAACCCAACGCCAGCCACCAGUGUUCACUCCGGCCAGGAAUCGGUCAAGAAUGGGACAGAGGAGCCUGGCUCGACGGCCUCUGAAGCCGACGUAUACCUCAACAAGAAGAAGCUCUUGACAAGCUCUUCUUCGACUUCCAUAUCGUCCACAUCGAUCGUCAGCCGGAGACCCAACGCACCUCGCCGCUUUCAAUCGGGUGGUAGCGGAGAUGCAUCAGCCGCAGAUGCGAGCGGGACCCCUCUUGUGAUAGAGCCGGCCAUUGACAUUGAUCGCGCACGUGAUGAGGUUGUCAGCUCGCCCGAUGGCACGCCGUCUUUUAUCUCGGUGGAUGUUCGUCUACGCUCGCAGGUUGAGUCGCCCAACAACAAACCGCCAUUCCUGCACGUCGGUCGUGAUUUUGGCGGUACUUAUAGCGGCCACACCAGCGACGCCGACUCAUCGGAGGAUGAGACGGCCCGCAGCCGCAUUGCCCGUGCUAAGCUCCAGUCACAGAAGAGUUCCAAUCUGUCCGCGACGGUUACUAUGGACCCACGAACCAAGGCCGGGGCAUCCACAGUAGACGGAGCAGCCGAUGCUGUCAAGCCCUGUUGUCAUCACGGCAAGGCAAGCAUCGACUCUGCGGCCGCCACUGCGACUACGAUUGGAAAUGGGACUAAUAGCACCAAGGAAACCAAAAAUGGUGACAAGCGCGACCGAAGCAUCAUGGGCCGCGGUGCUUAUGCCAACAGGCUCGGGGAUGCGCCGCACUGCGACCACCAUCAGCACGAUCACGACCACAGCGAUCCAGAUCUGCAAGAGAAGCAGGACAACGAGACUUCUGACAGCGACCAUAACAGGACCGCCCAGGACUGGGAUGGCGACGAGGUCGAGGUCGACGCCGAGCCAGAAGAGGGCCAACCUCUCGGCAGAACUCUGACUCAAGCCGAAAAGGAGGACAAGAGUCUCCGUGGCAGCGUAUACUGAGAGAGCAAUUUUGAGAUCUGAUUUGGCAGCUUGGUCUACCAGAUAAAUGAUGCGGGUCUAUGACAUAUAUAUCUUAUCUACUUGAGCAUUUCACCGCGACCGGAACUUGUUGGCAUGACUUCUAUAUCACGACUUAGUAUUAGUACUGUAGUAUAUUGAGACUUGAUACUGGCGGCGAUACAUGUAAACUAGCGGGCGUUAUUUCUGACGAAAUUAGAAUAAAUGAAAAAGCCAAUUUAUGUCAUUUAAACAAACUUCUCAACUCGCGAGGGG
Pyricularia oryzae 70-15 is the source of this 2869-nucleotide messenger RNA. RefSeq names its product phosphoglycerate mutase family domain-containing protein. Gene Ontology annotation, molecular function: phosphatase activity. The record is from RefSeq and is a predicted model, not a curated record. Bases 695 to 2596 code for a protein of 633 amino acids. The transcript is spliced from 2 exons. NCBI's taxonomy places the organism in Eukaryota, Fungi, Ascomycota, Sordariomycetes, Magnaporthales, Pyriculariaceae.